GUGAAAUUGCGUUGCAAAUUCGCGCUUCUUCAUAAUUUUGCUGUGCAAUAAUUACAUGCGUCCAUUUGUGAGCCUAUUAAACAUAUUGUUUGUGACACUACCGUUAUUGUCACUGUAAAUUCUGCGCAUUCAAAGACCUUGUUUAUUGUUAUUGCGACUGUGCGCUGUGCGCUAUACAACUCUAUAUCGUCGACUUCGUGUGAGCAAUGCCUAAGCGUGGCGGAGGUGGCGGUCAGCGUUACAACAACAAUGUUGGCAAUGGUGGUGGCAAUGGUGGCGGCGGUGGAUCGCGUUUCUCUGCGCUGAAAGACUACGACGACGACGAUCAUCAGCGUCGCAAGGAUCGGAACAAGCGUCGCGUCAGCUUCAAGACCUCACAAUUUCCGCACAAAAGCGAUGUUAAGUUGCGGCUUCAAGAUGUGCGUCGUUGGGAUGAGGAUGAUGACAUGAGCGAAAUGACAACCACAGUGAAGGAUCGUCCCAGUUCACGACGUCGCGGCUCACCCAUUCCACGGGGUAAAUUUGGCAAGCUGAUUCCCAAUGCCGCUGGCUGGUAUCAAGUGACGAUACAAAAUGGUCACAUCUAUGACAAGGAAACGCUGCUGCGCGCCUUGUUGGCGGCAAUGUCACCGCACGUGUUUGUGCCACAAUAUUGGCGUUUCGAGCGCAACUGUGCCAUCUUCUUCACGGAUGACUUUGAGGUGGCCGAGCGUAUAAUACAGCUGGGCAGGCAUGCACAGCUCCCGGAUGGUUUUCGUCUGAUGCCACGCGUACGCAAUGGUGUUCCUUUGGUCACCAUCAAUGAGGAGUUCAAGACGAAGAUGAAGGUCGUCAUGGCCAAGAGAUAUAACGUGCAGACCAAGGCACUCGAUCUGUCGCGCUUUCACACCGAUUUGGAUCUGAAGCCCAUAUUUUGCCCGCUAUUCCGGGUGAAUGUCAUGUCGACCGCACUGGAUAUCAUAUGCGAGAACAUUCCUGAUCUGGAGGCCAUCAAUCUCAAUGAUAACAGCAUGUCCACCGUGGAAUCAUUCAAAGGCAUCGAGAAGCGUCUGCCCCAUCUGAAGAUACUUUAUCUGGGCGAUAAUAAGCUUCCAUCGUUGGCGCAUCUGUUGGUCUUUCGCAAUUUACCAAUUGUCGAGCUGGUCUUGCGCAAUAAUCCGUGCCGUUCGCGCUACAAGGAUGCCCAGAAUUUUACCAGCGAAGUACGACGUAAAUUUCCCAAACUAAUGAAGCUGGAUGGGGAAGUGUUGCUGCCCCAGGUGCAUUUCGAUUUAAGUGAAACGACCACGCUGGCACCGGCAAAGGCAUCCUACUUGUGCGACAGCGCCGGCGCUGAGGUUGUCCGCCAAUUUUUGGACCAGUACUUCAUCAUAUUCGAUUCGAAUAAUCGCCAGCCACUGCUGGAUGCAUACCACGAGAAUGCACUCCUCUCCAUGUCAAUGCCCUCGGUCAGCCAGGCGGGCAGAUUGAACAGCUUCUGGAAAUUUAAUCGCAAUCUGCGACGCAUUAUGAACACCGAACGGGACGAUUCGCGUAUGCGUCUAUUGCGUAUGCAUCUAUUGAAGAGUGGCCGAUUAGCCUGCGUCUCCACAUUGGAUGAAUGGCCACGCACGUUGCACGAACGACGCACUUUCACCGUCGAUCUGAACAUCUAUAAUCCGCAAAUGAUGGUGUUCACGGUGACUGGCCUGUUCAAGGAGUUAACCGGCGAUGCUGGCAGCACCACGCCCAUCGCCAUGCAGCCAUACGAGCUGCGUCACUUUGUGCGCACAUUUGUCGUCGUGCCACAGAAUACGGGCUUUUGCAUUCGAAACGAGGCGAUCUUCAUAACCAGCGCAUCGACGGAACAGACGCGUGAAUUUAAGCGAUCGCAGCACCAGCCAGCGCCCGGCGCCGCCAGCUUGACUCCAAUUAGCUCUGCCCUCAACGAGAACUCAAUUCAGGGGCGUCUGCAUCCGGGUGGAUUGGCGGUUGGCGGUGCCGGCGCUGUUGCACUAUUGCCACCGCCGGUCGCUUUAUUGCCACCGCCGGUUGCCACCAUCACCAGCCCAAUUGCAUCGGCGACGGUGACGGCGGCCACAACAGGUCCGCACAGUGAUGCCACCAAAAUGCAAAUGGUGCAGGCCAUGAGUGCGCAGAGCCAAAUGAAUCUGGAUUGGAGCCGCAAAUGCUUGGAGGAGACAAAUUGGGAUUUCAACCAUGCCGCAUUUGUGUUUGAGAAACUCUUCAAGGAAAACAAAAUACCACCAGAGGCCUUUAUUAAGUAAAGGGCCCAUGCCCAAUGGGCAACAACAACCACACCAUAAUCCUAAUAUUAAAAACACACACACACACACAUAUAUUAGCAAAGGGAACGUACACAGGAGGUGGGGGGGGCGUGACAGGGAAGGAGGCGAUUGACCAGCCUACAUCUUGAACUUGAUCAACUGAUAUUUUCAAAUUGAUUGAAGAACCUAACAGUUCGGGUCGCUUCCCUUUUUUGUUUCGCCCCUGCACCCCUCUUGUACGAACAGCUGGGUACGCCCCUGUCUACUAUUAGUCAUUUGUGGAUCACAUAAUCAGCGCUUGUUUAUAAGACUAGCUUAAUUUGUUUUCACACAAUUUACAAGCUCGUUUUAUAAACAAACGCUGAUUGUUUUUACUUCAACUAAUUCAUGGCUUUUAGUUUUUAUACUUUGAUGCCUAAGAUGCAAUAUAUAUAUGCUAUGCAAUGUCCGUCUGUCUAAACGCAACUUUAUUCGAAACUCUUAAAAAUGAGUUCCACAAUCGCGCCACAAUUCCCAAAAGCCUCCAAAGUCUCCCGCAAUUGAAGAGCCACAGUUACCAAACUUGGAAGGAAGGUUACUGGGAAACUCUUCUAGCUGGCAUUACUUAUGGUAUUCAAGUAUUUCCCAGUCGGCCACGCCCGACUGCACCGUUCUCUCUUGUUGUUUAUUUAAAUUAGUAUAAAGAUCAUAUUCUUUAUGGAGUUUACACUCGGACAGAGUCUUGUUAAAACCCGUUUUAAAACUGUCAAAUCAAAUGAGUUAGUAACAAACAAAGCACACAAACAUAUAUUAUAUAUUAUAU
Drosophila grimshawi is the source of this 3069-nucleotide messenger RNA. It is a transcript of the gene sbr, whose product is annotated as nuclear RNA export factor 1. Gene Ontology annotation, biological process: poly(A)+ mRNA export from nucleus. The record is from RefSeq and is a predicted model, not a curated record. Gene Ontology annotation, cellular component: cytoplasm; nucleus. NCBI's taxonomy places the organism in Eukaryota, Metazoa, Arthropoda, Insecta, Diptera, Drosophilidae. The transcript is spliced from 10 exons. Gene Ontology annotation, molecular function: RNA binding; protein binding. Bases 207 to 2267 code for a protein of 686 amino acids.